This is a messenger RNA of Homarus americanus (American lobster), 5476 nucleotides long. RefSeq names its product FK506-binding protein 5-like. Lineage: Eukaryota; Metazoa; Arthropoda; Malacostraca; Decapoda; Nephropidae. Gene Ontology annotation, molecular function: actin binding. The transcript has 31 exons. Bases 400 to 4629 code for a protein of 1409 amino acids. The record is from RefSeq and is a predicted model, not a curated record.
GCGGCGGCCGUGCUGGUGCUGGUGUCGACUGGUCACAGUCCCGUGCUGCCUCGCUCCCGGAGCCUCGCGCUGCUCUGCUCAGAGGAUAUACAGGUGACAGACCAUCAUCAGACAAUAAAGCGUUGCAUGGAAGGCAGCAGAAGUAACUCUCGUGUACUUAUGUACCGAUGUAGAUCAAAGCUGUGCGAAUAUUCAUCGUGUACGGAUCUGAAAUUCCACACAAGCACACGUUUGUCACAACCGAGUGUACCAGUGAUAGUGUGAGCAGCGUGGAGGAUCACUGCUAGCGUGUACAGUAAGGGUCACGCCGGAGAGAGAGAGAGAGAGAGAGCGAGCUUGGGGAUCCGCGAACACAGGAACUUGUAGCCACUCAGCCAGCCAGUGAGACAGGGAGAAACAAUGCCGUCGAAAAAGAAGCUGAAGUCCUAUUUAAAGAAACUGAAAAUGCCGCCUAAGGGCCAGGCGCGGCGGGAGUCAACAGGCUCAGGGUCAGCCAGCCCAGGGACGAUGGCUGCUGACUGCGAGUGGCAGGGGGAUGCUUGGAGGCGCCCUAGCCGGUGGUCGGGGCAGUGGGACCAAGGCACACUCUCCACGCCCACCACGCCUCAGUCUGUGCCGUCCACGCCUCCACCUAUGCCUGCACCUCCACCGGAGCCACAGACCAACCUCAUCAAGAAUCCUUCGGAUAUAAUCAAGAAGGAUGGCCCCAAGGACACAUCCAGCCCAGAGCCCUGGUGGGCCGCCGAGCAGCAAGACGGGGAGGAGCCUGCCGGGAAAGAAAGUCCAACUCCGUGGCGGAAAGACGGUCAGUCUAGGAAUGAAAGUCCUGGUCCACCUCAACAACAACGUCACAGGUCAACACUUACGCCAGACCCCGAUGACGACGAGGCCGCCUCACACUGCGACCAGACAUGGACGCCCGCACCUCCCAUGACCCCGGAACAAAGACAACAACAACAACAACUUCAACAACAACAGUACACCAACAAACCAGCGACUCCCGCCAAAGAUGACCAGCGCAAGGACAACAGUAACACUCCCUCGGAACCCAUGAACAUGCCCGCUAGUCUAGCUGUUUCUCUCCUGCAGGAGGAUAACACCUCCAGGUCAUCAUCCCCGAUGGUUGAGGAACAGUGGGGGACACCACAGGAGCACUGGAUAUCAAGUGCCCUCAAGCCUGGGCAAAAGAUAAUUCAGAAGGAGGAGGAGGAGGAAGAUUCAGAUGAAGACGAGUCUGAAGAAGAAACAGAGGAUGAAGAAUCAGAUGAAGAAGAAUCAGAAGAAGAAACCGAUGAAGACGAUGAAGACGAUGAGGAGUCUGUACCUCAGGGAGAGUCGUCUGGAGUAUUUACCAUGGACGCUGACGACCACCAGGAGGAGGAGCCACCAGUCACGAAGGCCAAGACUCUCACCAAGACCAACACCCCGCCUCAGAAGUCUAAGCUACAGAGUCUCUUGGGUGCAGACUUCCCCAGCACUGACCCACAGGUCACUGAGGCAGAAAACACUGCCACUCCACCCAAGUCCAAGCUACAGGAGCUUUUGAGCGCUGGUUUUCCUCCCUUUGUGGAAAAACCAUCUGAUCCUCAGACUUCCACCUCACUUGAGAAAAAGUCUGAAACACAAGAAAACGUCAAUGUUGAUUCCCCUGAUGUGACUGGAAAGUCGGGGGAAACAGAGGAAACUACUUCGUCACCAAAAUCAUCAUUCGUUCAAGAACUAUUGAACGCUGGUUUUCCAGGCGCUGAAAAAGAACCAGGAGAGAUGGAAAGUUCUGCCAUCAACUUUGCGGAGCAGAUGAAUGAUAUUGUAAAUUCCUUUGAGCCUCAGAAUAACGAACAAACCUCAAAUACCUUACAUCACCUGCCAGAAGACCUACAGUUAGACCUGCAUACAGUUGAAGAACAGCUGCCUCAGUCUCUGGAGGAAACAGCAACAGAUCCACAAAGUACAGAGACUGUAGAAGUGACGGAGCCGCACCUUCAGGACUCUAACACUCAAGAUAUUUUAUCCUGUGACCCAGAGACCCAAGUGACUAAGACCAACAAUUAUCCAAACUUCGAGUCCAAAAUCAUAGGAGAAGAAAAACUAAAAAAUGAGUACGACCAGUAUACACCGGCGGUUUAUGAAACAAAUGUUGAAGACAAAGCUAACGAUAACGACGAGGGUAACGAAGAAGAUGACGAAGGAGAGAAGGCAGACCAGAUCACGGCAUUACCGAGUGACAGUGUCUUGUACUGGUGGGAGCAGCCGGAAGAGGAGCCUGUCAACACCAAGGAGACGGAGCUGAUGUGGUGGGAGCAGCCAGCAGCGGAGGAGACCACAGACAAGAAGGACUCGGGGCUUAUGUGGUGGGAACAACCUGCAGAGGAGGAGACACAACCUAAGGCCUCCAACAGUCCCCUGCCAUGGUGGGAACAACCUGAACCUGAAGUCAAUAGGGCAUGGAGUCCAGGCUCACCAAUUUUCAAGAAAGAUGUGAUGGACCACAUGGAAAAGGACACGGGUAAUGAGGAGUGGUGGAAGAAAUGGGACACGCGAGCAGAUCCCACGCCCAUCACGCUCUCCAGGGUGAGGAAGGCGGCGCACGUCACACCCUGGUGGGAGACGCCCCUUGAACUGGAUCCUCCCAGCACGACAGCCUGGUGGGAGGACGCACUCGUUGCCACACAGGGAGAUGGCAAAGGACCACCACCACCACCACCUAUGCCAGGGAUCCCUGCCCCACCACCUAUACCAGGAGCCCCUCCCCCACCACCCAUGCCAAGGAUGGGACCUAAGAAGGACAUGUCAAAUGCCAGGAAGCACAUGUUAGAGCAGAUCAAGAAGGCUGCCAGGACGCGACCAGAUUGGAACACUCUUCUCAGGAACAUUGAGGGUGGCAUCAAGCUCAAGCACUUAUCACCCUUCGAGAAGAUGGACAGAUCCAAUCCCAUGUUGCCCUCUUCUAGGGGCAAAGGUGGCAAGUUUGUGUAUGAGUCGGAGAAGCCACUUGCACACAAUGAGCUGCUGCGGGAGAUUCAUCGAGGCGUCAGACUCCGCAAGGCAAGAACCAACGACAGGAGCAGACCAGACUUCAAGGCUCUAGGUAUACGUAAGUUGCGCCGUCAAAUCACGACAGAGGAGCAUAAGAAGCAACAAGACCCCAUUGAAAACAUGCCAUCUUCGUCUGAUGAGGAGGAAGACAUUGACAAAAUGAGAGACGACCUUCAGGCCACUAAAGGACAGUUAGAAGAUGAAAUCAAGAAGCGGAAAAAGACAGAGAGAGAAACCAAGAUAUUAAAAAUUGACAUCGAGGGGCUUCAGGCAGAGGUGAAGAAGCUAAAAAGGCAACUCAAGGAAGCAGGAAUAACUGAUCCUAAACCAAUGAUGAACGGCGAAGCGGAUGAAAUUGUUCCCAAGUUAGAAAAAUCAAUGAGUAAAUUACGUAUGCGUGAAGAUGACGUGUUAGACUUCACUGAACUUGACACACUGGAGACUGAAAUCAAUAACUUCAAGACACAAGUAGACUUCCAGAAGAAACAGGCCGAUGACUAUCUCAAUAAAUAUGAUGAAGUUAUGCAGAAGCUGAUAGUGUCAGAAAAUUGUGCCGCAGAAUGGGAGUUGCGUGGCAAUUAUUACGAGAAAAAGUAUAAAGCACUGCAGAAAGAACAGGGCAUCGAGUUGCCAGAUAUUGAGACAAUGGGAACUCAAACAGACCCCAUAGACUUCGUGGAGCCUCCGCCACCAUCCCCGGCAGAAGAUGAAGAAAUGAGACCUUUCCCGAUGCCUUCAAAGUCUGGGUCAAGGAGAAGUUUUGCCUCAUCAGUCAAUAGAAUGCAAAGUUUCAAAGAAGAGGAAGAGGAGGAAGACGAGGAAGAAGAAUCAGAGGAAGAGGAAGAAGAUGAAGAUGAAUUGGAUGAUGAAGAGGUAGAAGGUGAGGAUGAGGAAGCAGCAGCAGAAAGGAGAGCUGAAAAUGCAGCAAAAAAACAAGAAAGAGAGCUGAAGCUGUGGAUAAACAAACUUGAUCAUAUAAAAGAAAAAGAAAAGAAUGUACAAAACGAAAGACAAAAUCAGAGAGAAAGAAUAAAACAAUAUUUCCGAGACAUGAAAGUUGAAAGACAAAAUUAUCUAAAAACAAAAGCAGAAGUUGAUGAAAUGGUUACAACACUCAAAGAUGAUGGAAGUGAAGAUGAAAAUGAAGAUAGUGAAGAAGAGGAAGAAGAGGAGGAGGAGGAAGAAGAGGAACUGACAAAAGAAAACGAUGAGGAUGGUGGAUGGUGGUUUGAUGAACCAAAUCAGAAACCUAAGAAACUGAAGAGGAGAAAGAAGAAGAAGGUCAAUGCUGAUGGUGAAGAAGAGGAAGAUGAAGAAGAUCUUGCUGACUUGUCUACUCUAGAUGAACCCGUAUGGAGUGAUUCGGAACAGGAGGAAAGUGAAUCGGAUGACGAAGAAGGAGAAUACGAGGACAGAUUAAACAAACUUCAAGAACGAACAAAGGAACACGAACUUCACAUGAAUGCCAUAAAAAAGAACAAUUAUAUAUUAAAGACGCAGGCAGAACAGUGUGAUGAAAUGUUAGCUAAGGAGAAGAGAAGACACAAGAGACUGGAUGAACAACUACACAUAAUAAUGUCUGAGAUCUCUUAGCUAUCCUCACCUGUGUGAAUGAUGUGUAUUAGUGUUAGAAAGAAAUGGUAAAUAAGAUUUCAUUACUUUAGAUUUAUAUUUAGGGGUACUGGGGGACAUAUGCUUAAUUAGUCUCUAAAAGAAUAUUAUGUACAAGCUUCUGCGAGAGUAUGGCUGGUGAGAAGGAUUUGUUUACCAGUAUGUCAAGAGUAUGCUCAGUAAUACUUCAUAGGGUGAAUGAUUAUCAUUCUGUUGAAAUGUGUACAUGGCAUUUUUUUUCUCAACCUGAAGACUGGUAGCCAUUUAUUUACACGAGUCUUUGUAAUGACCAAUCAGAUACUUAAGCUCUGCUUAAUUCUGCUCUAGUCAAUCCAUGUGGAAACAUUGCCAAGUGUAGACUAGUGCAUUUUUUCUCAGCUUAAAAAAGAUGCCCCACCCCCUUCUCAAGAAUUACAGCUGACUGGCAGUUUCAAACCUGUGAUGUAUUUCUAAAUGAGUUUAUUCAUAAUCGUUGGGAUGACCGUUUCUGAUGAGAAAGAUAUUCAGCUAAAUUAUAUAAAGAUCAUACAUUCAUUAUUUCAAACAUAAGUACUUGUACGUAGGAAGUUUAUCAGAAGUAUAUAUAUGAAUUAACUGUUAAACUCUCAUAGCAAAUUCACAUUUUCGGAGGAUGCAUUAUAUAUAUACUAAGACAAAUUACAUAUGAGUAAUUCUCCAUUAUACAAAAACUCUCAUUUUAAAAGAUUAGAAUUACAGUGGUCCCUCGGUUAACGAGCACAAUCCAUUCCAGCAGGUUGCUCGUUAACCGAAACCAUUGUUUCAAUGGGUUUUUGGGUAAUUGGUUCCAGCUCACCGAAAAUUGCCUAAA